CCCCUCCAUAGACCAUAGAGUCCCAUGAUCCCCCACAUCCCUCGCCCUUAUUUUAACACAGUUGAAGCGACCAAAGCCUCCAAGGUCCUUCCUACAUUGGGCACCUCGAGCGCGACUUACCCAAACCCGCCACCAUUAAUCUCCAGUGAAAAAGAGGGUAACUUCAUAUCAUUAAAAGCUCGGAUAUCGCAGGAAUUGGCGAUCUUUUAGUUGAAGUCCUUCAGAUUUGCAGUCUUGGGACACCUGUAAUGGCAGCUUACCAAACUGGCCCCGUGUCUGAGCCACCGAUGCUGAACACUGAGAUUAUCACUCAAAAAGUCACCGGGUUUAAUACUGAGACCACGACCAAAGAAAAGCCCAUAGGCUACCUUGAUGUUUUUGUACACCAAGCACGCGAUAUUCACAACAUAUGCAUCUACCACAAGCAGGAUGUUUAUGCAAAGCUGUGCCUCACGAGUGACCCAGAUGUGUCAUGCUCAACCAAGGUGAUCAACGGUGGUGGGCGCAACCCGGUAUUUGACGAUGGUCUAAGGCUCGAUGUGCGCACUGUGGAUGCUUCCCUUAAGUGUGAAAUAUGGAUGUUGAGCAGGGUGAGAAACUACCUGGAAGACCAGCUUCUUGGCUUUGCCCUUGUUCCUCUGGCAGACAUUGUAAUGGCUGAUGGAAAGCUUGUCCAGGAAUUCUCCAUGACAUCCACUGACCUGCUCCACACCCCUGCUGGAUUUGUUCAGCUGUCCUUGUCUUAUGUUGGAUGUUCUCCAGAUGUCAUCCCCAUUCCAGCACCCAACAAGUCAGCGUUAGUAGUUAACGGUUCUGGUAAUGAUAGCUCUGUCCCUUGCGAACUUGAAAAGAUUGAAUUCCCGGACUUGAAUGUGGUGAAUGAGAAUCAAAUUAUGGUCUCCAAGUAUUUCGAGAUGGAGACCUUGAGCUAUGAGGAUUCAGUUAAGGUUGACAACCCAAAGUUAGUGCAAUCUGAUGCAGCUGUUCCUGGUACUGAAUUAUUUAACAAGAAUCUCGAUGAAUAUCGGGAGGGAAGUCCUCAAAGUUGUGUAUCAACCACAGACUACUCCACAGCCACAUCUGUCACUCCACAUUCAGUUUCUGAGCCAUCAGACACCAUCCUUGCAGCAUCUCCCACUGGAAGCCAGAGGGAGAAAAGCCAGGAUGUUACCGAUGGCGAGGCUGAUUCUUCCGAUGUACCACUCAAGGGUGAAGUUGUCAAGCCUGUGAUCAGCAUUAAUCUCAACCCUGGUGAGUCUGUUGUUCAGGAGGACAUAGUUAACAUGUACAUGAAGAGCAUGCAGCAGUUUACUGAAUCCCUUGCAAAGAUGAAGCUGCCAUUGGAUGUGGAGAACAGUAGCCCCUCAACUGAAAACAACACUGACUCGAUUACAGCUGAGAAGCCAUCCCCAUCGAAGGGUUCUAGGGUCUUCUAUGGAAGCAGAGCCUUCUUCUAAGAUGCUGAUACUAAGUAGGAUCGUGUAUUAGUAUACAUGGUUCGUAUUUGUCCGACUGGCUGUCAUGUGUUUAAUAGUUAUAUAUAUGCUUCCUAAGUUUCUGUUGCUACAAUGAGUUUCUAGGACUCACUCUACACUUGUAUUGCUUACAAUGUCAUGGUCAGUUAAAAAUAUAAGCAUUUUGGAAUAA
Oryza sativa Japonica Group (Japanese rice) is the source of this 1647-nucleotide messenger RNA. RefSeq lists its product as uncharacterized. The record is from RefSeq and is a predicted model, not a curated record. Lineage: Eukaryota; Viridiplantae; Streptophyta; Magnoliopsida; Poales; Poaceae.